UCCGCGAGCUGUGUUAGGGCCUCAGAACAGUACAUAAGGACUGCACGCAGCGUACUCAUGUUUUGGCCCAAGUACUAGCAAAACCGCUAAGCAGCGCAACACUAGCAUCCUCAGACCUUACGAAACCACCUUGUCCGAAUCCUCCAAUCGCAAUCGUUCUUGCACACUUCUACAACAAUGGGAGACCAACUUGAACUCAACACCGCUCCGCGCACCCAGCACAAUAUUGCCUUCGACGCCCUUCGUGGUUGCGUGCCCGUCGAGUUUCCUGCCGACAGCCACCUCACCCAUCCAAACUUCCUUACCGAUUCUAUCGCAUCCGUGACGGUCGCUAAUGACCUGUAUACUCAGUUAAUUGCCUUCAGCGAGCAGGUCUCUGUUUCUCUGCACGAAAUCUUGCUCGUUGCCGUCCGUAUCCUGCAUCUGCGCUACUCCGGUGUAGUCCGCGCCGCCAUCGGUACGAGUUUUUAUUGCUUGCAUUUUGCGGUACAUCGAGCUGAAUAAUGUUUCAGGUGUCGACGCUGGUGGGGAGCCUGGGGAGCCCAUGGCCAUCUGCCUGCAGGUCGAAGACGGAGAUAAGUUUGCAGAGGUUGUCCGGGCCACUCAUAAGCUCGUGUCGUCCUUAGCGCGCAACACGCUUCCAUUCGAGGCCGUUCUGCCGCAGCUCAUCGCCAACAAGAGUAGCCUCCGGGGUGCUGUCCUCCCUGUGCUUGUGCGCCUCGGGAAUGUCCCCAUCGAUGGCACAGCAGACGGGUAAGU
Molecule: messenger RNA, 759 nt
Organism: Phanerochaete carnosa HHB-10118-sp
Lineage: Eukaryota; Fungi; Basidiomycota; Agaricomycetes; Polyporales; Phanerochaetaceae
Exons: 1
Coding region: 178-504 (108 amino acids)
Source: RefSeq, a predicted model, not a curated record